Molecule: messenger RNA, 423 nt
Organism: Protopolystoma xenopodis
Lineage: Eukaryota; Metazoa; Platyhelminthes; Monogenea; Polystomatidea; Polystomatidae
Source: the annotation of a GenBank genome assembly
AUGAUGAUUUCCAGAGUAGUAACUCAUUACGAAAGAGCCGUCAUAUUUCGUCUCGGCCGUCUAGUGUCUGCCGCUGCUCAGGGUCCAGGACUUAUUUUUAUCUUGCCAUGUCUUGAUUGUCAUCGAGUGGUGGAUUUGCGAACAUUCACUUUUGAUGUGCCUACACAGGAGGUUCUGACAAAGGAUAGUGUGACAGUUGCCGUGAAUGCAGUCGUCUAUUACAGAGUCAGGGACCCUGUUCGCGCUGUGGUAAAUGUUGAAGAUGCAAAUCGAUCAACUCGUCUAUUGGGCCAAACAACAUUACGCAACGUGCUAGGGACAGUCAGUUUAGACCAGUUAUUAACUGCCAGAGAGGAUAUUGCAGCACUCAUGCAGGUAAAACUGCUUGCCAUUUAUCCAAAAAUAUUGAUACUGAAUGCCUGA